This is a messenger RNA of Nymphaea colorata (pocket water lily), 1457 nucleotides long. RefSeq lists its product as uncharacterized. The coding region runs from base 183 to 1091 and encodes 302 amino acids. NCBI's taxonomy places the organism in Eukaryota, Viridiplantae, Streptophyta, Magnoliopsida, Nymphaeales, Nymphaeaceae. The transcript is spliced from 9 exons. The record is from RefSeq and is a predicted model, not a curated record. Gene Ontology annotation, molecular function: hydrolase activity, acting on ester bonds.
GGCAACUUGGACAACUUAUAACGAUGUUUGUCCCGCAUAUCACUAGGAAGAUCGGGAUCUUGCAGUUUCAGUUUAUAGUUUAUCCUAUACUACGGACCGCAAAGGCUCGUCCAACGCGAAGCUUUAUGGUGAAGAACACAUACAACACAUAGCGCGCGCGAGCGAGAGAGAGAGAGAGAGAGAUGGCUAUGAGGCUGUUCGAUGCCCAUUGUCAUCUGCAGGACCCGAGAAUCGUCCACUUGGCGCCACAGCUCAUCGACUGUGCUGUUCGAUCGGGAGUAGUCCGCUUCGCCGUCAAUGGCAUCUCCGAGAAAGAUUGGCAUCUCGUGAAGCAGAUGGGCGAGCAAUAUGACUGCGUUGUUCCUUCCUUUGGCCUUCAUCCUUGGUUCGUCGAAGAGAGGACUCCGAAUUGGUUGACAUCAUUGAGGGACUUUUUUAGGAACACGCCCGAAGCUGCAGUGGGUGAGAUCGGUUUGGAUAAAGGCUCACGGGGGAAGCAAAUCGACUUCACGACGCAGGUUGAAGUUUUCAGAGGGCAACUUGAACUGGCCAAGGAGUUGGGGAAGCCAGUUUCAGUUCACUGUGUUCGUGCCUUUGGUGACCUUCAAGAAAUAUUGCAGAAAUUGGUAUUUAAGAUGCUACACAGAUCUCUUGGUCCAUUUCCAGCUGGUGUUAUUCUUCAUUCUUAUCUUGGAUCAGCGGAGAUGGUUCCUAGCUUGGCAAAGCUUGGGGCUUAUUUUUCUUUCUCUGGCUUUCUUACAUCAAUGAAUGUACGGAAAGCAAAGAAGAUGCUUAAGUCAGUACCCACCGAAAGAAUCCUGCUAGAGACAGAUGCUCCUGAUGCAUUACCGCAGUCAGAUAUGGGUUCUCUUAAAUGGGUUCCAGGUGAUGCGAAUGCACCACCACAGCCUGAACAUCAAAGCAUAGAGUCUCGGGCCAUCUCAAACAAAGCACUUAAUCAUCCUGCUAAUAUUUUCACCGUUCUAAACUAUGUGGCAUCAAUGUUAGAGAUUCCAGCUGAAGAACUUGCCGAGACAAGCUACAGUAAUGCCCUGAGAUUGUUCUCCUACCCUGGUUCAAAAAUCUGUUGAAGUUGUGCAAGUGUAGUACUUUCAAUAUUCUGUAAGCAGGUAUGCUUUUCCUUUACUGCUCGUGGCAUAACUCCAUGAUCUUAAUUUGCGAUCCCAAUGCUAGUUAAUCGGCUCUGUCUGCCCCUUGUACAGUGCCACAGACGGACUCCUGUAAGAAAUUAAACUACAUCUUCUCGGAUUUGGCAACACAUCAUGACACCUCCAAAAAAUUGUAUAUUUUUUGGUGUUUUUAUCAGUUACUAACGGAAACUCUCAGUAGCUAAAAUUCAUCUGUAAAACUAAACAGUAACUAAGCUGGAUCAUUUGUGUAAAUAGUCCAUAAAUUUAUCCAUCCAGCAUGUGCCACAUUCCUUUUCGGAUUAGUAA